GCACAGAACAAACCCAUUCCGUUCUUUCUCUCUCCAUCUCCUUCUCCCUCUCCCUCUAUCAACUCAACCUCCAAACUUUGCCCGAAAGAGAGAAAAAAGCCUUUUUCCCAUUCCUUAUUGUUUGUGUAGUUAACAGAUUGUUUGCUUUCCGGAAAACUUAUUCUGCAACUCAACUGUUACUUUCCCCGGAAAAUUUACAGAACCUCAGCGAAUAUCAUUCCGCUACCUUACCCGACUAUUGUCUCAUGAUCCCUGUUUGCUUGCUUUAACUGGUGUGUAUAAUUAUCUUCCAAUUCAUUCCCUCUUUGCAUUAAUUUUAGUUUAUUAUUUUUAGGCUUUCUUUGUAACUUAUCUCUACUGUUCUUGAGAUCUGAAAUUAUCUAGUCGGUAUUGUUCAAGAGAAACCAUGGGGGCGAAUUUUUUAUCGUUGAAUGCAUUAGAUUUUAGUCUCUAGCUAAAUAAUCUUUCGUUCCCCCUCGUUAUUUUCGGGGGUUUAGUACUAAGAUUCGAUUUGGGUAUCAAAAUUUUGAGUCUUUUUGAUUAGUGGGUAACUUUCAUUCUGGGGUUUAGAAAUGAAGAUUGAGAUAGGCAUGGGAGGUGGGGUAUGGAACGACGAAGAUAGGGCCAUGGUUGCAGCUGUUUUGGGCACAAAGGCUUUCAAUUAUUUGGUAACAAACACAGUCUCAAAUGAGAAUCUUUUAAUGGCUAUAGGCAGCGACGAGAAUUUACAAAACAAGCUCUCGGAUCUCGUGGACAUCCCCAACGCUUCAAAUUUUAGCUGGAACUAUGCGAUAUUUUGGCAGAUUUCCUACUCCAAAUCCGGUGAUUGGGUCCUGGGUUGGGGAGACGGCUCCUGCCGGGAGCCCAAAGAAGGGGAAGAAUCUGAAGCCACUAGAAUUCUCAAGUUACGCUUUGAAGAUGAGACCCAACAAAGGAUGAGAAAGAGAGUUCUUCAAAAGCUGCAUACAUUGUCUGGUGAAUCAGAUGAGGAUAAUUAUGCUUUGGGAUUGGACAGGGUUACUGAUACUGAGAUGUUCUUUUUAGCAUCCAUGUAUUUUUCGUUUCCUAGCGGAGAAGGUGGUCCAGGCAAAUGUUUUGCAUCUGGUAAGCACUUGUGGAUCACUAAUGCUUUGAAGUCAGGGUCUGAUUAUUGUGUGAGGUCUUUUCUUGCAAAGUCUGCAGGGAUUCAGACCAUUGUGUUGGUGGCUACUGAUGUAGGAGUUGUUGAAUUGGGGUCUGUGAGAUCCAUUCCUGAGACUAUUGAGAUGGUUCAGUCAAUAAGGUUAACCUUUUCCACUCAUAAUUCUGUUAUCAGGUCAAAACCAUUGGUGCCAGCAGCUGCACCGGUUUUGCCAGUGGUUAAUGAGAAGAAAGAUGAAAAUUCCCUGUUUUCCAAUGUGGGAAUAGUGGAGAGAGUUGAAGGAAUGCCCAAGAUUUUUGGGCAGGAUUUGAACAACUCGAGUCAUGGCCACGGACAUGGUUUUAGAGAGAAACUAGCUGUUAGGAAGAUGGAGGAGAGGCCAUCAUGGGAUGUUUAUCAAAAUGGGAAUAGGCUUGCAUUUCCAGGCACUCGUAAUGGCCAUCACGGUUCAAGUUGGCCACAUAGUCUUGGUUUGAAACAAGGGAGUCCUUCGCAAACCACAGCAAAUAAUCUACAUGAACUUGUUAAUGGGGUAAGAGAAGAGUUUAGGCUGAAUCACUAUCAGCCACAGAAGCAGGUGCAAAUGCAAAUUGAUUUUUCAGGACCUUCCGUGAUAGGGCGGCCAGUUAGUGUAGAAUCAGAGCACUCAGAUGUUGAAGCUUCGUGUAAAGAAGAGCAGCCUAGCACGGUUGAUGAUAGGAGGCCUCGAAAACGAGGCAGGAAGCCAGCAAAUGGAAGAGAAGAGCCCCUCAAUCAUGUCGAGGCUGAGAGGCAGCGACGGGAGAAGCUAAACCAGCGAUUCUAUGCUUUACGAGCUGUUGUGCCGAAUAUUUCCAAGAUGGACAAGGCUUCCUUGUUGGGGGAUGCUAUUUCUUAUAUCAAUGAGCUUCAAGCGAAGCUAAAGUUAAUGGAAGCAGAGAGGGAAAAAUUUGGGAGCAGCUCAAGAGAUGCGUCAACUUUGGAGGCUAAUUCAAACAUGAAAAAUCAUAGCCAAGCUCCGGAAGUCGACAUUCAAGCAUCGCAUGAUGAGGUUAUUGUGAGGAUAAGCUGCCCUCUGGAUUCCCAUCCGGCAUCAAGAGUGAUCCAAGCAUUGAAAGACGCACAGAUCAAUGUAGUUGACUCGAAACUUGCUGCAGCAAAUGACACAGUUUUUCAUACAUUUGUGAUCAAGUCUCAAGGAUCUGAGCAAAUUACAAAGGAAAAGCUUAUGGCAGCAUUUUCGCACGAGUCCAAUUCAUUACAGCAAUUAUCACCGAUUGGGUAGCACAACAAUCUGUCAGUUAACGAUCAUUAGUCCAUAGGUGUAUUGGUAGUGAAGAACUCUUUUGAAAGCUUCUUCAGAGUUUUUUGAUACAUGGGAAGGCAUCAUCCAUGAGGCCAACUAGAAGUAGAAAAUAACUACCUAUUAACCAAGUAGGGUAGCGGAAUUUCUGUGAUUGUUUAUAGUAUACAUUCUGUCAUAAGGGAAGUAUUCAUGCAAUGCAAUGCAAGAUCAAUUAAAUUUGUAAGUUUUAACCAACGCUAUCCCAUUGUUGGUUGUGAAGAACUGAUAUAUUUGUUUUGUCCUUAAUGUUUAUCUGUGUAAUUCUUUUGUUCUUUGCUAAAUUAUUAUGGCUUCACCUAUAAUUUUUAUUUA
This is a messenger RNA of Jatropha curcas, 2777 nucleotides long. Its product is annotated as transcription factor MTB1. Gene Ontology annotation, cellular component: nucleus. The record is from RefSeq and is a predicted model, not a curated record. Gene Ontology annotation, biological process: regulation of DNA-templated transcription. NCBI's taxonomy places the organism in Eukaryota, Viridiplantae, Streptophyta, Magnoliopsida, Malpighiales, Euphorbiaceae. Gene Ontology annotation, molecular function: DNA-binding transcription factor activity; protein dimerization activity; transcription cis-regulatory region binding.